Molecule: messenger RNA, 2419 nt
Organism: Otolemur garnettii (small-eared galago)
Lineage: Eukaryota; Metazoa; Chordata; Mammalia; Primates; Galagidae
Gene: CEP76
Product: centrosomal protein 76
Exons: 12
Coding region: 185-2164 (659 amino acids)
Source: RefSeq, a predicted model, not a curated record
AAAACAGUUAACACUGGCGCCGCUGCGGCUUUGGUUCCCGCCCAGCCCGGGGCCUGACGCGGCGUCGCGCCCCCCGGGAACCGCGCGAGGUGCGGGCUGCGCGGCUCUGGGCUCAGUCCGCUCCUAACGCUCCGGGGCCGGCGUCGCAGGCGGGCAGAAGCGUCAGGGAAGCGCCGCUGUCAGCAUGUCGCUGCCCCCGGAGAAGGCCUCGGAGCUGAAGCAGCUCAUCCACCAGCAGCUGAGCAAGAUGGAUGUCCAUGGAAGAAUAAGAGAAAUCCUUGCUGAGACUAUACGAGAAGAGUUGGCACCAGAUCAACAACAUUUAUCAACAGAAGAUUUGAUCAAAGCCCUUAGACGUCGAGGAAUCAUUGAUGAUGUGAUGAAAGAACUUAACUUUGUUACUGAUAAUGUUGAUCAAGAACUCCCUUCUUCUCCAAAACAACCUAUUUGUUUUGAUAGACAAUCAACAUUAAAAAAAACUAAUAUUGAUCCAACACGGAGGUAUCUUUACCUUCAGGUUUUGGGUGGAAAAGCUUUCUUGGAACAUCUACAAGAACCUGAGCCUUUACCAGGACAAGUCUGCUCCACAUUCACUUUAUGUUUACACUAUCGAAACCAACGCUUUCGUUCUAAACCUGUUCCUUGUGCCUGUGAACCAGAUUUUCGUGAUGGCUUUUUACUUGAAGUACACAGAGAAAGCUUAGGUGAUGGAACUAGAAUGGCUGAUUCAACAACAAUGUUAUCAAUAAGUGAUCCUAUUCAUAUGGUGCUAAUCAAAACAGACAUAUUUGGCGAGACUACUUUAGUAGCAUCCUAUUUUCUGGAGUGGCGAUCAGUUUUGGGCUCAGAAAAUGGAGUGACUAGUCUGACGGUGGAGCUUAUGGGUGUAGGCACAGAAUCAAAAGUUUCUGUGGGAAUUUUAAAUAUAAAACUUGAAAUGUACCCACCACUCAAUCAAACGUUAUCUCAAGAAGUAGUGAACACACAGCUUGCUUUGGAACGUCAGAAAACUGCAGAGAAAGAGCGAUUAUUUCUUGUAUAUGCUAAGCAAUGGUGGAGAGAAUAUUUACAAAUUCGACCCUCACACAAUUCACGGCUGGUUAAGAUUUUUGCACAGGACGAAAAUGGGAUAAAUAGACCAGUUUGUUCCUAUGUUAAACCACUUCGAGCUGGGCGGCUUCUGGAUACUCCAAGGCAAGCAGCAAGAUUUGUUAAUGUCCUUGGUUAUGAACGAGCCCCUGUUAUUGGAGGAGGAGGUAAACAGGAACAAUGGUGCACUCUACUGGCCUUUCUCUGUAGAAACAAGGGUGACUGUGAAGAUCAUGCUAACCUUCUGUGCAGCCUUCUUCUUGGGUAUGGAUUGGAAGCCUUUGUCUGUGUUGGGACUAAGGCAAAGGGAGUCCCUCACGCAUGGGUUAUGACUUGUGGGACUGAUGGAACCAUCACUUUUUGGGAGAGUCUAACAGGACAUAGGUAUAUCCAUAAGCCAACCAAUGCUGAUGAACCUCCACUUGCUGACCAGCCCAAACCAUUGUACCCAUAUCGAACAAUUGGCUGUGUUUUCAAUCAUCAGAUGUUCCUGGGAAACUGUCAGCCCUCUGAUGCAGUAGAAAUCUGUGUGUUUGAUCUAAAUGACGAAUCCAAAUGGAAACCUAUGAGUGAAGAAGCAAUUAAAUCUGUAUGUGCUCCGGGAGCUACGACGUCCCUUCCUCCCUUUCCACCUCUGUGUGCGUCCACAAUUGAUGCAUCAGUAACAAGUAAUGAAAUAGAGAUGCAGCUGAGGCUCCUGGUUUCAGAACACAGGAAGGAUCUUGGCCUCACUACUGUUUGGGAAGACCAGCUCUCCUACCUUCUAUCACCAGCUUUGGCUUCUUAUGAAUUUGAGCGCACAACAAGCAUAUCUGCAGGCAAUGAAGAAUUUCAGGAUGCCAUAAGGAGAGCUGUACCUGAUGGCCAUACAUUUAAAGGAUUCCCAAUACACUUUGUGUAUAGAAAUGCAAGACGUGCGUUUGCCACGUGUCUUCGGUCUCCUUUCUGUGAAGAAAUAAUCUGUUGCCGUGGAGACCAGGUCCGAUUGGCAGUUCGCGUCCGAGUGUUUACUUACCCUGAAUCUGCAUGUGCUGUUUGGAUCAUGUUUGCUUGUAAAUAUCGCUCGGUAUUAUAGGACUAACACUUCUAUAAGCAUUAUACUUGUGUUUUACUAGAACUUUGCACGUUGUACAUUAUUAGCUCCAAAGAGGUUCUUUAUUUUAAAAUGACAAUCUGUCUUGGAUGUCAUGUUUCAGUUUUGUAUAUACCUGACUGAUAAUCAUGUAUGUAUUUAAAAUUUAAGGAUGAAAAACUUGUGUAAAUCUCAGUGGCAUUUAGUAUAAAUUAAGUGUAUAUUCUGUUUUAAUAAAUGCUACUUUGUUUACAGGUA